AUCAAUAUUACGGAGAGUUUAACAAAGAUUUAUUACUGGCAUAUCAUAAACAAAGAAGGAUUCCUUUACAAUAGAGAAACACCCAAGGUAACAUAUCAAAUUUACCUUAAGUGGCCUUGAAAGUUAACUGGUAAAUGUACUUUGUUCUAUGGCUGGCUCGGUAGCUUUAAAUUAAAUUAAAUAUAAAUACAGACAGCGAAAAAUCAUCACAUACUCUGCUUAUAAAGAUAUCACGCGUGAUUGGAUGGUAAUUUUUUGGAGGGCUUACUGCACAAUUUUGAAAUAUAAUCAGUCAACAAGGUAAGAAAUAAAUACUAUAACAUGGAGUAGUCAUAAGAUGGGAACAGUCGUGAAAACCAAAGUAUGCAAGGCACCCACAGACGUAAACCUUAGAGCGAUCUUGUACAGUAUAUCAAGUACUACCACAAGAAAGUAACUUGAGUGCUCAUUGAUUAAGACAUGAGGGCUAUAGUGUAAAAUACCAAGUGGUACCAAAACAGUAUUAAAAGAAAACACGUUCAAUACGUGUUUUUGGAUUUCCUUAAACUUAGGGCAUAAGAAAUGGUGUGAUUAUUGUUGACUAACAUUUAUCUGUGAAAUUACCUGAUUACAGCUCGUCGAAAGAGGUCCCUAUGUUUUCACAACACUUUCAAGGAAGAUUGAUGUUACCUUCGAUCCGUCCGGAAAGGUGACAUAUAAAACUUUCCAGCAACAGAAAUUCAACAAAAAGAUGACAGCAAACCUAUGCGCAACGUGUCAAGAAAACGACAAGGUAAGAAAUAAAAUGUAGUAAAAUUCUUAGGUUUAUAGUUACAAAACGCACUUUGGUGGUGAAAUUUACUGGUCUGAGGAAUACAUGCACACAAGCUAUUGUUUGUAAAAAGAAACAAACUCUGGGUAAACAAAUCGACAAAAAUGGUUCAUCGACUCUUAUAUACCGUGGAAAUGACGUCAACAUUUUAAACACAUUACAGUGAAACUGCUGAUUAGAUUUGACGUCAUGUGACGUCGUAAGGGAAAGAGGGCAAUGAUCUCUGAAACCUUGAAGAGAUAUAUUUAUCAGCUAUCAAUGAGGAUAGAUUGAUUAAUCGGAAUGGAUGGGUAGGAAAGUACUACUGGAAAUGAAUAAAGGGAUGAGAUUUAUUGAAGACCUAUGUGGUCUGAUGGAUGGAUGGAUAGAUGGAAGGACUCUUUGUGAAUGAAUAGGUGAAAUGGAUGGAUGGGUGGAUUGAAUGUUGUAGAUAACUUUAUGAACAAAUGCCUUACCAUUAACAUUUUUCUUUUGUUUUUCGUUAGGUGAGCAUCAUUAACUUGGCCUACCUGGGUCUGAUCAACCAAGUUAAAACAGCGGACUUAUUUAGUCUAGUUUUUCUCCCAGUGGCAGUUGACAGCCUGUUGCGUGACAUGGAUUUGAAACUGGGACACCGAAACGCAACACUGAAACAACUGGGAAAAACCUCGAGUCUGCUGCAGCUAAACAACUCAUAUAAUCCAGAAUUUGGAUCCUGGAAAUAUAGUGAGCUCUCUGGGACUGAAAUUCGUCCAAUAAGACGAGAGUAUAGCGUUACACAAAUGGGUGGACUUUAUAAUGUCCUUGUCAAUGCAACUCUGCUAGGGCUGCCUAAAGACACGACAGCCAUGGCAGACUGCGAAAAGACACCGCACCUACAAAGCUGUGGCUUGUUCAUAUGGAUGGCUAACUUUGUCCUUUCCUUUCACCCCAAUGGUACCAGUCCCAAGUUUAACCACACAGAAGCCGAGCGGCUGAUAGAAGAUGCUUUUUGUUCCAAUCCAAGCGCAUGCUAUAAGGUGACUGGCCGGUCUGACAUCGAAUCAUUAUUUGACUUUAUAAAUGGCCCUCUGAGAAGCUACACGCUGUGGUUCAUGAACCACAACAACUACGGUCUUGUUACGACGAGAAACCAACGAGAGCUUGCACUUGGCUACGUGAUGGAUAAGUUCCGUUAUCCCCCGGCUUAUCGUAAUGGUCUCCCUUCCCUUGGUGCACUUGUAAGUCACUCAUCUUUCAGUGAGGCUGUUCAAAAAAGCGAUUCCCACACCCUGCAUUCAUGUAACUCCUCUUCUGAAGAGCAUCUGAAGUCGACCUGGGCAGGUAAUGACCAAGGAAGGUUGGUUAUUAUAGCGUGUUUGGUGCACUAAAGGUGAUAACUUUAGCAAAGGCGCACACGAGCCAAAGGCCCAAACGCCCCAAUCUUAUCCCAGUUUCGUUAACAUGAAACAUGUUUCGCAGUACUGCUAAUCCCCCCUGGAUGGGACGCUAGUCCAUCGCAGGGUUACCCCAAAGCGGUAUGUUUGCGGGUACCCAUUAAUACACCUGGGUGAAGACAGACAAACUCCGGAAAUCCAGAUCCGGAGUUCGAGGUGUUACCCACUCGGCCACACACGCUUCCAAAGGUGGAGAUGAGGUAUUUAGACCGGUUAGGGUUGUCAAUUCUAUUUGAUAUGAGUGGCGUAUAUCACACUAUCAAAAACGGCGGCAUCGCAUUCCAAUAUGACCCCUUGGUAUGUCUGAGUUUGUAAGUUUUUACUAUGGUGAUAUAGUGGGUAGUAGGACCGACGUACGAACAUUCAUCGUUUGUCCACUUAACAACGGAAAAUUCGCGGAAGCCGGCACCAGAUACUCCAGAUACUCUUGUUGAUGGUGCUCUACGCGCGCAUUUUUCCUAUAUGAAAUUUACAGUAUAUAAAUUACCGUUAUUAUUAUCACUAUCAUUAUUAUUAUUAUUAUUCGUUAUCGUCAUUAUCGCGCUAAUAAUGUACUUGACUUGGCUAUGCCACCAAUUUUUUUACAGCCUACAAUGGUGAAACACAAGUGAGGCAAUCAUUUUACCCAAGCGCCUCCGCGAACGAGCUGAAGGUACAUGGUCACCAGGCCCUUUUCUUUCCCGCGAAAAAAGUUAGGUCAUGUGAAGCCUACAGGCCAGCGGCAAAGAGUUACGAGAUUUUCAUGCCGCAGUUGAAGAGACGGGGAACACUUGUCCAGGAGAAACAGGUCAAGAUAAGACGGCUUAAGUUGGACAGGUGAGGCACUAGCUAGUGUAAUAACAGUAAGGCUUGGAAUUCUUGAUCAUAUUAGAAUUUGUAAAUAGUUGUUCUUGUAGAAGGAGAAAAUAUAACCAAGGAACCACUCUAAAAAUUUGGGCAGAAAAGUUAACAAAUUCAACUAAGAUGCAUAGAAUCUUCGAAACUGGCGCUGCAAGUAAGUGAGAGACGAGGGCAAGUGUGUGACUCAAUUGCAUCACAUCUGUUCCUUUGAUAACAAAAAAAAAUUACUUUAAAUCCUUUUUUCAAUAUCAAUGUAACCUUUUCACAGGUUUCGACUUGAGGAAAGCCUGGUAACAGGGAAUAACAGAACUGUUUUUACAUCCGGGCUUCUCGAUAUGUCUGGUAUUUACGGAUUUCCAGUCCUUACUGGUUUUCCUCGAUUCUUACACGGCGCGCAGAGCCUGGGAAAGAAGAUAGGAAUUCCAGCAGCCGAUCCGAAGAAGCAUGGAUCAUUUGUAAGAGAAAAUAACACCUUAUAG
This is a messenger RNA of Porites evermanni, 3545 nucleotides long. NCBI's taxonomy places the organism in Eukaryota, Metazoa, Cnidaria, Anthozoa, Scleractinia, Poritidae. The record is from the annotation of a GenBank genome assembly.